AUGCCCGUUAACAAACAGCUUGGUUAUGGGCAAAAACUGAUUGUGAUAGUAAACGAGGAUGGAAGCUGCGUCAAGCUAGCGAUGGCAUCUCCAACGCCAUACAGCGAGCCCUUGAAACCAGCUUCCUAUUUGCACUUACCAAGCAUCAAGCAACUUGUCAGCAAAGGGAAGGUGGUUCCGCUUGAACCCGAAAAUCUGAAUAUCAAUGCGUUGCAGCCAAAUAGUGACGGUCUCAAAGACAUCAGCUCUGUUGAGAAAGGCACCCAUUCUGAUGUUCCUCCCACAACGGAAGAGGCAAAGGUUCCAGUGCACGUCUCCACAAGCAAGGAGGAACAUGCAGAUGCAACGCCCGCGAAGCAGCCAGAAUCAGUGCCCGAGAAAGAGGCCCUCAUUUCGAAAGCUGCACAGUUGCACGAGGGAGUAUUGCAGCAAACGUCUGAAAGUGGCGCAGAAGAACGUUCUCAUGAUGCGGGGGUUGACGAGCUGCUAGCGAGUGGCAGCAAUAGUGGCGGACGAAAGGUGGUUGUUGCGGAGAAGGUGGGCGGUCCUGCGGAGGCCUCGGAGGACUCGAAACAGAUAGUCUCAGUUCCAAGGAUCUCGCCUGAGGAAUGGCUGCACCUGUUUCAGACCACUGGCCUGUGCCAGGCGUACGACCUCGAAUCGGACCGCCCGACACCGGCGGGGACGCCCCUCUUCGUGGUGCAAAGGAGCCUUCCCGAUUCACAGCGGCGCAAUCCCUUUGCCUCCUCAAAUCGACCAGCGACAAGGGGCGGUGAUGUCAGUCGAGGCGCCGGCAGUCCGGAUCAUAUUUCUGGGCACCACAUGCUUCCGGACAAGCCGGCGUUCAUUGUGGACGAUCAGACACGGACGGUGGUUGAGGAGACUUACACGGAGCGUCACAAGUACCUUGUGGAGAUGGGUUUCUCGGCCGCAGACAUUUCCGGCAGCGUACCUUACGUCAAUGCUUCCAUCAAGGCUGAGAAGAAGGAGAGACAGGCAGCCGAGCAAGCCGUGAAGCGCGUAUUUGUGACGACCAGGGAGGAAUUUCCGCGGUGCCGGAUAGACAUUGGGGCGAGCCUGCACAGCGAGUACCUCGUCAUCAACAAGAGCUUUAUCGACGAGGUUCAGCAGGUUACGUGCAAGGACAUCAAUCAGUACGAGAGGCGGAGACAGAAGGUACUCCGGUUGAGGCAGGCCAUCUUUGACCUGUGGGACGAAAAGCCGUUGAGCAAACUCCGGCGGAAGUACAGCGACCUUGUAUCACUUUAUAGCUUGAACGCGGGGGGCACAAUCGCAACUGACGAAGAAUCAAGAACAGCCAAUAUAAACAUAGAAGAAGCCAAGAGGCUCAAGGAGUUGUUGUUGCAAAGUCGAAGGGAGUCGGUGGAAGAAGAGCUGACUUUGAAUCGACCAGAGGUGAAAGUGGACGAGGCAGAGCAAGAGGAACUGCAACGGCUUUGGGAUGCUCUUAGUAUGGAAGAGAAACUUGGAAGGAUUAGAAAGGAUCAACAGAAGCGUGAGCAGAGAGAGCUGGCGCUAGUUGAGAAGAAGAGACGGCUGUCCGCAGAGAUGAGUGUAGAAGACAAGCUAACGAGGGCAAGAGAAGAGAAAAAGAUGAAGGAAGCAAGAGCUCAGGAGCAGCGUAGGAUAGAGGAGAAACUAAGGCACGCUGAAGAAGAGAGGAAGCAUCAGUGGGAAGGCUUGUCUCUCCAGGAGAAGCUAGCAAAGGGGAAAGACGGUGGCGAGAAAGCGGUGGCUCAGAAUAAUCGAACGGAUUCUGAGGAUGAGGAAGGCUUGCCAGCGCUGAAAGCAUUUGCAAAAGUCAUUGAGACAGCAUUGAAGAGGGAGACCGCAACCCUGGGCCCGGAAAGAGAGAGGAUCGUGACGAGCAUGCAGGAUAUCAUCAAGCGGUAUGGGGCGGUCUGGAUCGAAAGCAUCACCUUGGGGGCUCAGCACAUGAGUACAAGCGAGAGGAAGGAAACCUGGGACUCACGGGAAAAGGAGACGGCGACGAAAGUGACGGCAGGGCUGGCUGCGGCGCAUGCUGGUGCCAAGGUCGGGGCACAAGCAACGCAGGAGAGUUCGAAGAAGGAGUCUUCAGAAGACAAGGAGAUGAGCAACACGCACUCCUCAAACGCCACAGGGGGCGACACGAUCGCGUUUCAUGAGAACGCGGACGGCAAGAAGCAUGGCUGGCUGGAGUCGAUUCGGACUGCCGCUAACUGGCGGAUCAUCAGUUACCGGAGCCUCCGGUUACUGAGUGAACUGCCGGGACUGGACUUUCCAACUGAGGAGACGGGGUAUGACGGGGAGACGGUCGUGACAUUCAGGAGGCUCUUGAAGGAAAGGCUGCAGGCGGUAGCCAACGACGUACGAGACAGUGAAGCAAAGAAGGACCCCCCUCGGCGGUCGCUCCACAGCGUGCUGAAGCUAGGCAUCGUCGGCUACUGGUACGGCUUCGACUGCAGCGACCAAGGAGGGGGGUCCAGCUCAGGACCGAGUAUUCUGCAGGUCAAGAUCAACAAGCGGCUCGACUUCACCGUCUCCUUCAAGGGAAAAGGGGUCGCCAAAGGGUUUCGCUUCCACGGCAUGGGAGAGGACAAAGUGGACGGGGACUUCUGCGGGAACGGGGCGUUUUUCCUGGAGGGCUACGUCAUCGAGGUAGACGGUGCCCAGCUGUCAAAGAGUCCGUACCGGCCGCUCGGCCUGGUAAAGAUGGUCAAGCGUGACAUCACAACCGGGGUGGCUUUCAACUACUUCGGCCACGUGGACUGGACCGGGAUGCACGGGGUCUGGAGGGCUUGCGAGCGGAAGGCUGGAACGGAAGGGGAGCCGCAGAGCGGAUCCUGGAGCCUCGCGCCGGUGAAGUUUCUUCCCUGGGACACUGUAGAUGAACCCUGGACGUUCCGCGAGCGCGAGGCGCACAUCAACGAGCCCCGCCGCCGGUGGCUGCUUCCCUCCGACGAGACUCUAGCCAAGCUUGAGAAAACCAGCGCCUCGGUGCACUCCUCGAAGCGCCUCGACCCGACGCUUGCGGAGGGUUUGUGGCAGGGCUACUAUCUGCGCGCGCACCCAACGGACGUGGACCUCCAGCACUUUCUGUUCAAGGUCGGGAAGUACUCCAUAUCCGACGUCUUCAAGCGCCUGGGGAAGGAUGGGCCGUCCCCGAAAGAGGGGGGUCCGGGGCCGUACCAGGCGCACCCCCUGGAAUGGAAGCGGGUGCAAGCGCCGGCAUUCUUGGAGCUGGAAAUUAAGACGUGCGCGCUAGUGGGGGGCCAAUUUGGCUGGCAGCGAUUUGAGGUGGGGGGGUGGGCGCGGGAAGGGGAGAAGCGGUAUACGGUGCAAGGCUUCAUCCAACAGGUGCCGUCCCGACACUCGAAGCGCAACCUUCACGACUACCCGUACUUGGGGAAGGUCGGCUUGACGCUCACCCGGUCGGGCCUACCGGGCACUUCCGUCGUGCGAAAGUACUACGAAGGGCACCUCGACCACCUAGGGAUGCACGGGUCCGUCUCAAAAACUCCCCCCGGUAGCGACCGGGGCAAAGUGGAAGCCACGUUUGCGUUGAUGCCGGUCAGCCUAGAGGUGAAGGCCAAGAAAAAGCUGGCCUUCUUAUGCUUCGGUCGGUGA
Molecule: messenger RNA, 3630 nt
Organism: Klebsormidium nitens
Lineage: Eukaryota; Viridiplantae; Streptophyta; Klebsormidiophyceae; Klebsormidiales; Klebsormidiaceae
Source: the annotation of a GenBank genome assembly